CACAAUCUCUCAGCGACUGACUCUGAGGAGUAUCAAACUCCAAACAACAAUCUCUCAAUCCUUAUACGGACUGCGUUGAAGGACCAAUAGCUGCCUCUCUUACCACUAUUGCACCCAUUUUACCCACCUCCGGACAGAAAUGGCUAGCCAAGAUUCGGCGUUCAUACCUCUUGUGCGCACGUUGAAACUUCACCGACUGCGGCACCCUUCCUACGAGCACGUAGGCCCAUUACCCUUUAUUGAUGCCCCCCAACUUGCAGUGGGACAGGAACAUCAAGGCUUCAUUCCAGGUCUCCGAGCGCAAGAAAACCGCGUGAAGGACCACAAAGCAGCGGCAAGAUCAAGCCCUAGCCUCCGAAGACAUCACGAAUCCGUAGGUCUCAAGUCGAGGGCCAGUAUGCAAGCAUCCCUUCCAACGACCGUAUGCCCCUCGCUCUACGGCGCUUCCGAAGUGCAUACUUUUUCAGCUCGAUCGAGACCUUUGGUUGGACUUGUUAAGCAGCGAUCAGAUUUACUCUUCCCGUUCAGACGCUCAUACUUGUCGGAGCCUCGCGACACCCUGAAGCACUCGAGUCACUACGCUAUGCUUACCCAAGAAAGGAUCAUGGAAGAGCACGCCGAACUUGACAAUCGUCCUGAGGCAGCGAAGAGGCCCUGGGGGGACCGUGCUGUGGACGUAGCAGGCCCAUCCCUACCUCUUGACUACCAAGAAGAAGCCGUGCAUUUUGUGUUCAAUACAAGUGACGGGCGAACAAUUGGUGAAUAAGCAUAUCUUGUGGCAUGGCCUUGGUCUAGUAGAUACUCGUCUUUUUGUUGUGUUUACAACUCUGCAUCUUUUCAACCGUAUAGGUUAGCCUACUGUUCUUGAACAGUUAACUUGUUAGAUCAUAUUAGUGAAGUUCGCCGUCGGCAGCAGAGUGAACAUUUCUGUUAUUAAGAUUACUUCCACAUUGCUGUGUGAAGGCGAGGAAUGC
Messenger RNA from Pseudovirgaria hyperparasitica, 974 nucleotides. RefSeq lists its product as uncharacterized. Bases 140 to 766 code for a protein of 208 amino acids. The record is from RefSeq and is a predicted model, not a curated record. The transcript is spliced from 2 exons. Lineage: Eukaryota; Fungi; Ascomycota; Dothideomycetes; Acrospermales; Acrospermaceae.